This is a messenger RNA of Vidua chalybeata, 1570 nucleotides long. RefSeq names its product olfactory receptor 14A16-like. Bases 111 to 977 code for a protein of 288 amino acids. The record is from RefSeq and is a predicted model, not a curated record. Gene Ontology annotation, biological process: G protein-coupled receptor signaling pathway. Gene Ontology annotation, cellular component: membrane. Gene Ontology annotation, molecular function: G protein-coupled receptor activity; olfactory receptor activity. NCBI's taxonomy places the organism in Eukaryota, Metazoa, Chordata, Aves, Passeriformes, Viduidae. The transcript has a single exon.
AAAAAAAAAGAAAGCUUAGUGAAGUUCCCUCACAGGAAGAGAAGUAAUUUUAAAAGGAUUCCAAAUAAAAUACAUAGGAUGGACUCAAAGAAAUUGGCCCUAUCUUGUCAAUGCCUUUUUUAACAUUUCAUGAUGCCCAGAGUGAAGAAAUGUCCAACAGCAGCUCCAUCAGCCACUUCCUCCUGCUGGCACUGGCAGAGACGCGGCAGCUGCAGCUCCUGCACUUCUGCCUCUUGCUGGGCAUCUCCCUGGCUGCCCUCCUGGGCAAUGGCCUCAUCAUCAGCGCCAGAGCCUGCGGCCACCACCUGCACACGCCCAUGUUCUUCUUCCUGCUCAACCUGGCCCUCAGCGACCUGGGCUCCAUCUGCACCACUGUCCCCAAAGCCAUGCACAAUUCCCUCUGGGACACCAGCACCAUCUCCUACACAGGAUGUGCUGUUCAGCACUUUUACAUUAUGUUCUUCAUCUCAGCAGAGCUUUCCCUCCUGACCAUCAUGUGCUACGACCGCUAUGUGUCCAUCUGCAAACCCCUGCACUACGGGACCCUCCUGGGCAGCAGAGCUUGUGCCCACAUGGCAGCAGCUGCCUGGGCCAGUGCCUUUCUCAAUGCUCUGCUGCACACGGCCAAUACAUUUUCCCUGCCCCUGUGCCAUGGCAAUGCCCUGGGCCAGUUCUUCUGUGAAAUCCCCCAGAUCCUCAAGCUCUCCUGCUCCAAAUCCUAUCUCAUGGAACUUGGGCUCAUUGCUGUUAGUGCCUGUUUAUCAUUUGGUUGUUUUGUGUUCAUUGUUUUCUCCUAUGUGCAGAUCUUCAGGGCCAUGCUGAGGAUUCCCUCUGAGCAGGGACGACACAAAGCCUUUUCCACCUGCCUCCCUCACCUGGCUGUGGUCUCCCUGUUUAUCAGCACUGGUUUAUUUGCCUACCUGAAGCAAAGUCUGGAGACUGAUGACUGGAUGCUUUCAGAAACAUUAAACUGCUGACCAUUUUCUGCAAAUCACUUGUAAUAAAACUCAGCUUUGAUACUUCUUGUUGGUUUCAUUUUGGAAGUUCUUUUUCCUUUGUUUUAGGUUUUUCAGAUUGUCCACAAAGAAAUACCAUUGUUUGUGCCAUUUCUCAUUUUGUUUGCCUCCACCUUCCCUGUGGCCACAGACUGUGUCAAUGAGGGGCUGCGCUCUCGGUAGCUUUAAAGGAACUCAAGGAUCUCCCAGCAGAGUUUUCUGCAGAGAUGCCCUUUUGUUGCCUUUUCUGGAGCUGCAGCAGCAAUGUCUGUGUGCAGAGCUGGGGGCAGAUCAGUGCUGGCACAGCAGCUCUGCUCCUGCUGGCCACACAAUUCCUGAUCCAGGCCAGGAGCCAUUGGCCUUCUUGGCCACCUGGGCACACGGCUGGCUCAUGUCCAGCCUGCUGUCCAUCAGUCCCUGCAGGUCCCUUUCUGCCUGGCUGCUCUCCAGCCCCUCUGUCCCCAGCCUGGAGCGCUGCAGGGCUUGUUGUGGCCAAAGUGCAGGACCCGGCACUUGGACUUGUUAAACCUCACCUUGUUGGAUUUGGGCCCUGGAUCCAGCCUGUCCAGGUCCCU